Molecule: messenger RNA, 2103 nt
Organism: Sitodiplosis mosellana (orange wheat blossom midge)
Lineage: Eukaryota; Metazoa; Arthropoda; Insecta; Diptera; Cecidomyiidae
Gene: Taf6
Product: transcription initiation factor TFIID subunit 6
Exons: 6
Coding region: 450-1955 (501 amino acids)
Biological process (GO): RNA polymerase II preinitiation complex assembly; transcription initiation at RNA polymerase II promoter
Cellular component (GO): transcription factor TFIID complex; SAGA complex; SLIK (SAGA-like) complex
Molecular function (GO): RNA polymerase II general transcription initiation factor activity; transcription coactivator activity; protein heterodimerization activity
Source: RefSeq, a predicted model, not a curated record
AGCCACAUUGGAUAAAGUGACUGCGCUUACGGGAGUGAGUAAAGAAGCAAUAGACCGCUGAUGCGUAAGCAACUGUACAAUGAAUUUAAAUAUUUACUAAAUUACAUAGUAAUGAUAAAAUUUAUCAUAGAAAGCUGGCAAUUAAAAAAGAUAACAGUACAAUAUAAAUAGUAAAAUAAAAUAAGGUUUUCAAAAGAAAGUUCAAUUUCUACAUAUCAAUGAAAAAUAACUUUAAAGUAGGAAAAAAGCCGCUGUUUUGGCUAAAUUUGUCAUACAAUGAAUACACAACUAUCGUGACGUUAUUGAACGCACCCAUUGUGACACGGCUUUUCGAAUGACACAAAAUAAACACUCUUGUCAAAUAGUCCGUACCAUAUCAACAUUUAUUAUUUGAUUUUUUUUUGUCAUUUUUUCCAUUAAAUUAUUGGAUAAAAUAAAUUUUCAAAGAGAUGAGUGGAUUAUAUGGAACAACGUUAAGUGUUGAAUCAAUCAAAGUUAUUGCGGAAAGUAUUGGAUUGAAUGCACUGCCCGACGAUGCAGCAAAGGAACUCGCCGAUGAUGUAUCGUACAAACUAAAACAAAUCGUUCAAGAUAGUGCAAAAUUUAUGCAUCAUGCGAAGCGACAAAAACUCUUAAUAUCGGAUAUUGAUCAUUCGCUUAAAACUCGUAACAUUGAACCACAAUAUGGUUUUGUUUCACACGAUUUCAUUCCUUUUCGAUUUGCUUCGGGUGGAGGUCGUGAGCUGCACUUCAUUGAAGAGAAGGAAUUGGAUUUGAAUGACGUGAUUCAAGCACAACCCCCAAAAGUGCCUCUGGAAGUAUCGCUGAGAGCGCAUUGGCUUUGUGUGGAUGGUAUUCAGCCAACAAUACCUGAGAAUCCUCCACCUUUAUCGAGAGAUAAUCAAGCACAGGAUUCUGUAAAUCCCGUAAAGAAACUUGAUUCGAAUGUCAAGAAGGAUGUGGCUGGCAAACCGACCACCGGCAAACUACAAAAGUUCAAAAAUGCUGAAACUGUCCACGUUAAACAAUUGGCAACGCACGAAUUGUCGGUGGAACAACAAUUGUACUACAAGGAAAUCACAGAAGCAUGCGUUGGCUCAGAUGAACCUCGCCGAAUAGAGGCUUUACAAUCAUUAUCAUGUGAUCCAGGUCUAUAUGAAUGUCUCCCGAGAAUGUGCACCUUCAUUGCCGAAGGUGUGAAAGUAAAUGUGGUGCAAAAUAACUUGGCCCUUUUAAUAUAUCUCAUGCGAAUGGUUAAGGCCCUUUUGGAUAAUCCAUCACUUUAUUUGGAGAAAUAUUUACACGAAUUGAUUCCAUCGGUUGCGUCUUGCAUCGUUUCUCGGACUUUAUGUUUGAGACCCGAAGUAGACAAUCAUUGGGCACUAAGAGAUUUCGCUUCACGACUAAUGGCCACCAUAUCAAAGAAUUUUAAUACGUCAACGAAUAAUUUGCAAACACGUAUCACCCGACUGUUCAGCAAUGCCUUGCAAAAUGAUAAGACGCAGUUACCAUCGCUAUACGGAGCUAUUGCCGGUUUGUCUGAGCUCGGAAGUGAAGUAAUCAAAGUGAUUAUUGUGCCUCGCUUGAAAUUUAUUUCUGAUCGAAUUGAGCCCCAUCUAAUUGGAACGGGCGCUAGUAAUAAUGACAAAUUAACGGCCGGCCACAUUAGAGCUAUGCUACAAAAAUUGUGUGCACCAGUUUUAAAGACAAUCAGAAACCCACCAGACGUUUUGGACGAGUACAAACGAGAUUACGGCUUCCUUGGAAUCCCACUUCAACAAGCUGUUUUCAAGGCACGCAAUGCACCUCCACCGCCACCAACAUCGUCUUCGUCAACCGACCGAAGCUAUACAACGGGCAUUGCUCAAAGCACAGCUGGAACUACAGUUAUCAAUCCGAUCACCGCAACACCAGCUGUUUCUCAACGUCAACAGAUAACUCCGCGCAUCACGUAAGAUUCCUGCAAUUAACAGAGUGUGAAAAAAGUGUUUGUUCCUAUUAGUUCUUAACGUAUAUAAGAAAAAAGGCAAAUCUGUACGUAAGAAAACGCACUUUUUCCCAUACUCUGUUUAAUUAAUAUUUAGUGAAUUAUCGAAGCUGCUC